Molecule: messenger RNA, 606 nt
Organism: Elaeis guineensis (African oil palm)
Lineage: Eukaryota; Viridiplantae; Streptophyta; Magnoliopsida; Arecales; Arecaceae
Product: probable ribosome biogenesis protein RLP24
Biological process (GO): ribosomal large subunit biogenesis
Cellular component (GO): nucleolus
Molecular function (GO): structural constituent of ribosome
Source: RefSeq, a predicted model, not a curated record
AUGAGAUUAGAGAAGUGUUGGUUCUGCUCCUCAACCAGCUAUCCAGGGCAUGGGAUUCAAUUUGUUCACAAUGAUGCAAAGAUCUUCCGAUUUUGCCGAUCCAAAUGCCAUAAGAACUUUAAAAUGAAGAGAAAUCCUCGCAAGGUGAAAUGGACCAAGUCAUACAGGCGAUUGCACGGGAAGGAUAUGACACAGAAUUCGACCUUUGAGUUUGAGAGGAAGUGCAACAGGCUCGAGAGAUAUGAUAGGAAUAUCACAGAGAACACACUGAAGGGGUAUUUGGCCAUUAAGAAGAUUGACAAAAUCAGAGUGGCUAGAGAGGCUAGACAUCAUGAUAUGAGGAUGAGAGGUAAGAAAGCCAUCGUGCGGCAGGCAGCAGCCAUGGAGUUGGAGCAGAGUAUUCAUUUGGUCAAAGCACCUGCUGCCCUCCAAGAGGAUCCAUCCUUCACUCUUCGCAAGAUGAAAGUAAAGAUUUCUCAAUCACAGAUGGAGGAUCGCAUGGAAAAAUAAUGAUAAUUCAGGCAAUCCUCUCACAUAGCGGCAUAGAAAACUCAAUUCAACACCUUUUUAUGCUAUGGUUGAUAUAGUAAUGGUGCCUGUGGUUAG